Molecule: messenger RNA, 1122 nt
Organism: Hevea brasiliensis (rubber tree)
Lineage: Eukaryota; Viridiplantae; Streptophyta; Magnoliopsida; Malpighiales; Euphorbiaceae
Product: protein MAINTENANCE OF PSII UNDER HIGH LIGHT 1
Exons: 4
Coding region: 196-846 (216 amino acids)
Biological process (GO): regulation of protein complex stability
Cellular component (GO): chloroplast thylakoid membrane
Source: RefSeq, a predicted model, not a curated record
AGUCGACCACGCAUGAGCCAUCCAUCGCCUCUAAAAAAAAUCUCUAACUCCGUUCCUCUCUCUCACUCUCGCGUGCGCUAAUUUAACUACAACCCAGAGAGGAACCCACGAGUCUGCGAUUGCCACUGAAGUGUUUUGAGGCAAUUUCUGCUAACCCUUUUGAUUCUCUGAUUCGAGGAAGAAGAAGAAGAAGAAAUGGCAUGUGCAUCACAGGCAAUGAUACCAGCAAACACAUGCACAUUCACAUCCCCGCGGCUCUUCAAGAAUUGCCGAUCCUUAAAUAGGCAAAAUUUGAAGCUUUUUACAGUUAGAGUUUCAUCUGAUGAUGCUGAUUGCAACGAUGAAGAAUGUGCUCCUGAUAAGGAGGUUGGCAAGGUGAGUGUGGAAUGGCUGGCUGGGGAGAAAACCAGAGUGGUUGGAACAUUCCCACCACGAACUCGUGGUUGGACUGGAUAUGUUGAGAAGGAUACUGCAGGGCAGACAAAUAUUUACUCUGUUGAGCCAACGGUAUACAUAGCAAAAAGUGCAAUAAGCUCAGGAACUGCAGGUACUUCUGCCGAUGGAGCUGAAAACACAAAAGCAAUUUCUGCUGGCCUUGCCCUGAUUUCUGUGGCUGCAGCUUCAUCAAUUCUCAUCCAAGUUGGUAAGGCACCAACUGCGAUGCAAACAGUUGAAUACUCUGGACCAUCUCUCAGUUACUAUAUCAACAAGUUCAAACCACCAGAAAUAGUCCAGGCUGCAAUGCCAAGCCAAGCUGAAUCCUCCCCAUUAGUACAACCAGAAAACUCUGCAUCAGAAGCUCCCCAGAUACUGGUUCAAUCUCCUUCCACCUCAAUUGGAAAUUAAUGAUGGUGAUGGUGGUGGUAGUGGUAGUGGUGGUCAGUAUUUCAGAUUCAGAUUGCUGUCUUUACUGGCUCCCUUCUCAUCUCUUGGCUUUCACUAAACAAAAGGAAAAUAACCAUCCCUUUCUUGUUUACUUCUUCUUCUUCUUCCUUUCUUUGCCCAUUUUGAGAAAGAAAGAAAGAGAAUGACACUGCUAAGUGGCAAUUAAAACCUAAAAAGUUUGAUUUUGAAUAUUUUAUUAUUAUGGAAGUUAAGGGAAAUAAAUAUUUAAGUAGUAAA